Messenger RNA from Aspergillus melleus, 780 nucleotides. RefSeq lists its product as uncharacterized. NCBI's taxonomy places the organism in Eukaryota, Fungi, Ascomycota, Eurotiomycetes, Eurotiales, Aspergillaceae. The transcript has 3 exons. Bases 1 to 780 code for a protein of 259 amino acids. The record is from RefSeq and is a predicted model, not a curated record.
AUGUCUCACUUCGCUCAGCCCAAACAGAUUCUCAAGAAAGACAUGUCAUCCAAGGAAUUCAGUCUUCUGGAGGAGUGGGCUUCUCAGACUCUCCAAGGUCACCAUCUUCCCGAAAGCUCCUUUCCAGCGUCGACCCAUCCCGAUCAGAUGGCCAAAACAGUACAUGACCCUAUUCACAGACGCCUGAAGAACCGAUCCUCCUCACUUUUCGAGGAAUGGAAGGCUCAAGCUGCGCGAAACGAGAUGGCAAAUGAGACCAUCCCUCUCAAGGAGAAUAAAGAGCAUCAGGCUGCUGACAUCCGCGACACCAACAGACUCAGCGACAACCGUCCUGUCAUCAUGUCCAACAACAGAAAAGCCCCCUCUUCCCUUGGUGAGGCGAAAAAGAACAUUUCAGCCCAGACUGCCUCUCGUUCUGAAGUUCGAUCUUCAAACCGACGGCGCAAUAACAGUGAACCUGCCAAUCCCAAUCCCCCAAUGGUCUCUGGCACCAAAACUACUCCGAAGGUGGCCAGUGAACCGAAGAAAUCCGGGGGCAAUCAGCAUGCGCCUCGUACUGAAAAGAAACCCAUGGGUAAUCAGCUUGCUCCUCAUCCUGAGGUUGGAGGCUACACUGCUCCAAAUGGGAACCAUCUACGAAAGGGCGAGCUGAACAAGUUAGCCAACGGCGUGAAGGUUCCCAAUGGAGAUAAGGCGUACUUUCUUCCUAGCUUUGUGGAGAAUCCAUGGAAGGAUGUGGUGCCUGUCUUGACCGAGUGUUGUGCUCGAUGGUGGGAGUAG